Molecule: messenger RNA, 201 nt
Organism: Penicillium paradoxum
Lineage: Eukaryota; Fungi; Ascomycota; Eurotiomycetes; Eurotiales; Aspergillaceae
Exons: 1
Coding region: 1-201 (66 amino acids)
Source: RefSeq, a predicted model, not a curated record
AUGAUUGGAUUCACAACAAAGUAUAUCUCAAGUGAAACGCUCGUCGACCCUGAAACGGACAAGAUUCUUCUGUUCGACUUUGACUGGGCCGCCAAUGAAAAGAAAGGCUUACUAGACGAACGAGACGAUGUCUCUAGUGUUGUGUUCACACUGUACGAGAUCAUCACAAACGAGACUCAUUUUACAAGCAUUCCCCACUAG